AGCCUGCCUUAAGGCAUCCCAUUACAAAGCAAUGAACGACGCACUAGGACUGGCAGCCUAACUAUAUAAAGCUUGAGCUGACUGCAUGUGCUCAGCACUCAAGCCUCUUCCUACCCAGCAUCUCACUCAUUCAAGCACCUUACUCCUGUACCAAACUUUUUAUCAGAGCAGUAGGAGAUAAACUGGGCUUCCCUCCUGCAUUCAUCUAAUGGCUGUGCUGAGUAGGACCUAACAUCUUACAGGUUUCAAGAAUAGCGUGGAAGUGAAAACAGAUAAAGCUACAUAGAAGUGACACUACAAAGGAAAAGCACAAAAGUCAACAUUGAAUAAGGGCACAGCCAUGGGGUAUCCCAUACAGGUAUUUGCCUGUCUUCUUUUAAUGCUGAGCUCUCAAGUGGACUGUGGACUUAUAAGAAAAGUUAUCCGACACAAAAGAGAUGCUGGUUUAAACAUCACCUUGCCUGAAGACAACCAGCCUGUAGUGUUUAACCAUGUGUAUAAUAUUAAAGUUCCAAUGGGUUCCUUGUGCUCUGUUGACCUCGACCCAAUAGGAACAGAAGAAAAUGAGUUAAAGCCACAGGCAGAGCUUGGAAAAAAUCACCAGGAAACCACUUUAAAUGGGGAAAACCAGAUAGUUUUUACACAUCGCAUCAACAUCCCUAGGCGUGCUUGUGGAUGUGCAGCAGCUCCAGACAUUAAGGACCUUCUAAGCAGACUGGAGGAGUUGGAAGGCCUUGUGUCAUCUCUCCGAGAACAAUGUACUACAGGGGCUGGGUGCUGUUCUAAUGCACAGACUGCUGAAGGUACAGUAGAAACCAAGCCUUACUGCAAUGGACGUGGAAAUUAUAGCACUGACACUUGUGGCUGUAUCUGUGAGCCUGGGUGGAAAGGACCCAAUUGUACAGAAGCAGAAUGUCCAGGAAACUGCAAUAACAGAGGAACAUGUGUGGAUGGAAAAUGUGUUUGCAAUCCAGAAUACACCGGAGAGGACUGUGGUGAAUUAGCCUGCCUGAAUGAUUGUAAUGACCAAGGCAAAUGUGUUAAUGGAGUCUGUGUUUGCUUUGAUGGCUUUGCUGGAGAAGAUUGUGGUGAAGAGGUUUGCCGCAUCCCUUGCAGUGAGCAUGGAAAGUGUGUGAAUGGCCAAUGUGUCUGUGAGGAGAACUUUACCGGGGAGGACUGUAGCCAACCCCUCUGUCCAAACAAUUGCAAUAACCGUGGACGUUGUGUGGAUAAUGAGUGUGUCUGUGAUGAGCCUUACACAGGAGAGGACUGCAGCGAGUUGAUUUGCCCUAACGACUGUUUUGACCGUGGUCGUUGCAUAAAUGGUGUGUGCUACUGUGAAGAAGGGUUCACUGGUGAAGACUGUGGUGAACUGGCCUGUCCAAAUAACUGCAACAACAAUGGGAAAUGUGUGAAUGGACUCUGUGUGUGUGAUGCAGGAUUCACCGGGGACGACUGUAGUGAACUGAGUUGCCCAAACAAUUGUAACAAUCAGGGACGUUGUGUGGAUGGCGUGUGUAUAUGCAAGGAAGGGUUCAUGGGAGAGGACUGUGGUGAGCUGAGAUGUCCAAAUGACUGCAAUAACAGGGGGCGCUGUGUGAAUGGACAAUGCAUCUGUGAUGAAGGAUACAUGGGCCAGGACUGCAGUGAACUGAGGUGCCCCAAUGAUUGUAACAACAGAGGACGCUGUGUAAAUGGGCAGUGUGUGUGUGAUGAGGGAUUCAUGGGACUGGACUGCAGUGAACUAAGAUGCCCCAAUGAUUGCAACAAUAAAGGGCGGUGUGUUGAUGGUCAGUGCAUAUGUGAUGAUGCUUUCAUGGGAGAAGAUUGCUCAGAACUAAGAUGUCCUAAUGACUGCAACCACAGAGGUCGCUGUGUUAAUGGACAAUGUAUAUGCGACAAUUUAUUUAUGGGCGAUGACUGCGGAGACCUUCGCUGCCCUGACGAUUGUAAUAACAGAGGACAAUGCAUCGAUGGGCAGUGUGUGUGUACUGAAGGAUUCACAGGAGACAACUGCCGUGAACUAACCUGCUUCAACAACUGCAACAAUCAAGGCAGAUGCGUAAAUGGACAAUGCGUCUGUGAUAAAGGAUUCAUCGGAGAGUUCUGCUCUGAAGUAUCACCCCCAAAAGACUUAGUUGUGACAAAUGUAACCGAUAAAACCAUGAACUUAGAAUGGGCCAACAAAAUCAAAGUUACUCAAUAUCUCAUUACCUAUGUUCCCACAAGCCCUGGUGGCUUGGAGUUUGACUUCAGAGUCCCCGGAGACCAAACAACAGCCACCAUUAGAGAACUUGAACCUGGAGUAGAGUAUUUUGUCCGUGUAUAUGCCAUUUUGAAGGACCAGAAGAGUAUCCCAGUAAGCGCCAGGGUUGCCACACACCUGCCUACUACAGAUGAUCUAAGGUUUAAAACAAUAAAAGAAACAACUGUUGACGUGGAAUGGGAUCCUCUCGAUAUUUCCUUUGAUGCUUGGAAACUUAUCUUCCAGAAUAUUAAAAAACAAAAUGGAGAGAUAAGCACUAGCUUGGAAAGUUCUGUUACUUCUUUUGAGCAGCAAGGACUUGCACCAGGAGAAACUUAUGAAGUAUCGAUACAGGUGGUGAAGAACAAUACACUAGGACCUGCACUGACCAAGUUCACAACUACAAGACUUGAUGCCCCCAGUGAAGUUGAUGUAGAAGAUGUCACAGACACUUCUGCCUUAAUAACUUGGGCAAAACCUAUGGCUGAGAUUGAUGGAGUAUCUCUGACCUAUGGAACAGGAGAUGAGCCCAAGACUACAGUGGAACUUUCUGAAGAUGAGACCCAGUAUGCUAUGAACAACUUAAGACCCGAUACAGAGUAUGAGGUUAUUUUGAUAUCUCGACGUGGAGAAAUGACUAGUUCUCCAAUUUCAGAAACCUUUACAACAGAUUUAGACACACCCAAAAAUUUGAGAAAAGUGUCACAGACAGAUAGCACAAUUACUCUGGAAUGGAAGAAUACCUUGGCCAACAUCGACUUCUAUAGGAUCAAGUUUGCCCCACUAUCAGGAGGAGAUCAUGAAGAGAUAACUGUACCCAAGAGUAACCAGGCUACCACUAAGGCUAUCCUUACAGGGUUGAGACCAGGAACUGAAUAUGGCAUAGGGCUAACAGCAGUAAAACAGGACAAAGAAAGUUCUCCUGCUACCAUCAAUGCAGUAACUGACUUGGAUGCCCCCAAGGACUUGAAGGUCUCUGAUGCUACCGAGACUACAUUAAAUGUACAAUGGGUUAAACCUAUAGCCAAGUUUGAUCGCUACCGACUUACUUACAUCACCAGUGAUGAUUCUGAGAAUGAAGUCCAGGUUUCUGGAGAUGCCAGUUCCUAUGGAGUAACUGGGCUUGAACCUGGUAAAGAAUACAGCAUUUCACUGGUUGCAGAGAAAGGCAGACACAAGAGCAAGCCAGCAACUGUACUUGGGCGUACUGAAGUUCCACUGGAGCUGGGCAACCUAUUAAUAUCCCAUGUAAACUGGGACUCCUUCAAACUCACGUGGGCAGCUCCAGACAACAACUAUGAGAAAUUUGUCAUUCAGGUUCAGGACACUGCAGAUGAAGAAAAUACACAAACCAUUUUGGUUCCUGGAGAACUUCGCUCUUUGGAAGUGCCGGGUCUGAAACCGGCCUCAAAAUAUCUCAUAACUCUGUAUGGUGUGAUUCAGGGAUCUAAUACUAAGCCUCUCUUUGGUGAAGCUGUCACAGAAAACAAGCCAGAAGUUGACAACUUGUCCAUCACCAAUGUAACACCAAAGAGCUUUGACUUGUCUUGGACAGCAACACAAGAUGAUUUUAAUCGAUUUGUUAUAGAAAUCGUUGAUACAGAAAAGUUAUUGGAGCCAGUGAAAUUAAAUGUCUCUGGCAAUCUCAGGAAUAUUCCUGUCUCAGGGUUAUUACCCAACACUGAUUACACCAUCUACCUCUAUGGCAUUGUCCGUGAUCAACCUACACAUCCUAUUAGCACUUCAGCUUCUACAGAGACGGAACCUGAAGUUGGAAACCUCGUGGUUUCCAAAAUUACUCCGCACAGUCUUCAUCUGUCCUGGACAGCUGACGAAAGUGGUUUCGACAACUUUAUCAUUAAAAUGCAAGAUACCAAUAAGCAGUUUGAACCAAUUACACUUACAGUACCAGGCAGUGAACGUUCAACAGUUGUGACAGGACUAACAGAUGGCACUGAAUAUGAAAUUGAGCUGCAUGGCGUCUCUAGUGGUCAGCACUCUCCAUCAAUUGAAGGAGAGGCAACAACAGCCAUGGGGUCUCCAAAAGGACUUUCCUUCUCCGACAUUACUGAGAACUCUGCUAAAGUCAUCUGGCUAGCACCGAAGAUCCGUGUUAACAAAUUCCUGAUAACUUAUGUUCCUGUGACUGGAGGUGCCAGCAGCACAGUGGAAGUGGAUGGUUCUAGAACACAAACAACUUUAGCUAACCUCCUGCCAGGUGUUGAGUACCGUGUAAGUCUUGUGUCUGUGAAAGGCAGUGAAGAAAGUGCUCCAGCCUCUGAUACCUUGACAACAGCUCUUGACAGUCCAUCAGGUCUAAGAGUCAUCAAUGUCACGGAUUCUGAAGCUCUGGCACUGUGGAAACCAUCUUUGGCAUCGGUGGAUAAUUAUGUUAUCUCUUACUCUGCAAAGAAUGCUCCAGCUGUAGAGGUUACAGUCUCAGGCAACACUGUCGAAAACGAUAUCAUUGGGCUUCAACCAUCCACUGAAUACAAAUUAAAAAUCUAUGCUGUUAGAGGACCACUUAGAAGUCAGGAAAUAUCUACUAUAUUCACCACAGUUUUGGAUGCCCCUAGAGAUUUAACAGCAAGUGAAAUUCAGUCAGAAUCUGCUCUGAUUACCUGGAGACCACCAAGAUCAAUAAUCACAGGUUUCUUGCUCAUCUAUGAGUCUGUGGAUGGAACGGUCAAGGAAGUAGCUUUGGGACCUGAUGCCACCUCUUACAGAGUGCCAGAUCUCAGUCCCUCAUCUCAGUAUACAGUAAGACUUCAGGCAAUUAAUGGAAACAUCAAGAGCAAAUUUAUCCAAACUAUAUUUACAACAACUGGACUUCUAUAUCCGCUCCCCAGAGACUGUUCUCAAGCUAUUCUAAAUGGAGAGACAGAAUCAGGAAUGUACACAAUUUAUGCCAAUGGUGACCAAUCACAACCUAUGGAAGUAUUUUGUGACAUGGAGAUUGAUAACGGUGGAUGGAUUGUGUUUUUGAGAAGAACUGAUGGGUCUGAAGAAUUUUACAGAAAUUGGAGAGCUUACAGUGCUGGAUUUGGAGAUCCCAAUAAUGAAUUUUUCUUAGGUCUGGAGAAUUUGCACAAAAUUACAUCCCAGGGUCAAUAUGAGUUGCGUGUUGACCUUAAAGACCGAGGUGAAACUGUUUAUGCUGUUUACGAUAAAUUUGGAGUUGGCGAUUCCAAGAGCAGAUACAGACUAAAGGUUGAUGGUUACUCUGGUACAGCAGGAGAUUCAAUGACUUAUCACAAUGGACGCUCGUUUUCCACAUACGACAAGGACAAUGAUUCCGCAAUUACCAAUUGUGCUCUGUCUUAUAAGGGAGCUUUCUGGUACAAGAAUUGUCACAGAGUAAACCUCAUGGGUAGAUAUGGUGACAACAGCCACAGUCAGGGAAUCAACUGGUUCCACUGGAAGGGUCAUGAACACUCCCUUGAGUUUGCAGAAAUGAAAAUAAGACCAGUCAGUUUCCGAAAUCUUGAAGGAAGACGAAAGAGAUCAUAAAGACUAAUAUAUUAGCAUAAAAAGAAAUAUACAAAAACGUGGGAAGAUUGACUUUAAUACCGAAUUACACCAGCCAGUCUAUACCGCCUUCUAUACAACUCAACCCCCCAAAAAAGAAGUGUCUUACAAAAAUACCACAGUGUCUUAAGUAUGUCAUUGCUUAAAGGUGAUUUGUGGUCCAAACAACACCAAAGACUUUCUGAUGCAACUAAGCAUGCUUAUAGCAUCCCUUCAAAUGAUAAAGAAAGGGAAAAGAGGGAGUGAACAUUGACAGGAACAAUGAAAAAAUGAAGUGUACAGUGGUAGAUUUAGAAAUUGUCAUACUUUGAACAAAGCUUUUGUUUCAUAUUUUUGUCAUACGUACAUUGUUUUAUUUCGUGGGUUGGGUGGUUUUUAUAUUUAAAAAAAGAAAUGACAUUACAAAAUUAUAAAAACAAAAACAUUUUGUGAAGAUUAAAAGUUUUACAUCAAUUUUGGAACAAAAUGGUCAUCUAAAAUAAAUUAAUUUGUUUCUGAAAAUGUGGUAAUCAAUUUGAAGUAGGUCCCUUAAUGAUCAUCAUAUUAUUUUAAAAUAUGGCUCAUAGGUUUAGCAAAACAUGACACUUUCUUCCAAAAAAAUAGCACCACACCUACCACAGAUUGAGUGUGGUACUGCAGGUCAGCCUUAUUCACAUGAAUGGAGAUGAGCUACAAUUACCCAUAGACAGAUGUGGUGCUGUUGAUUGAAGAAAGUAGCCAUGUUUUUCAAAUUCUGUAAACCCCCUUUAAGAGUGUGUUGAAGAGUUCGGACAGGUCUUGAAUAUGGGUAUGGAAAGGCAAGGAACGUUUAGUGCCCUUUAUGUUAGCAUGCUUUCUAUUUCAGCUGCUCAAAAUCAAUUAUACAGAGCUAUUUUGUAUUAGACAAAAUCCUCCAAAUAGUUGCUCAAAGUAGCAGUUGUAAGUAUUCAGUAAAAGUUCUGAUACAAUUAUUUAUAAAGAAAAUAAUAUAUACUACAAUAAUUACAAAUUUCUACGAGUUUUAAGAGGCUAAGAUGCAAGUUUGCUUUUGCACAUAAUUUUACAUAUAGAUAUCCUUCAUACAGAUGUAGCAGAUCCGUGAUAACACGUCACAGCUAAAUCUUGUGACACAAGCCAUUGACAAAGUCAAUGAACAUUUUCUUGCUAUUGUUUACUUUACUCGAGUCAAGAAGAGGAUUGUUACAUGUCAAUAUCAAUCUCAAGUAAGUUUGCAAAUAUAUCGCUUUAGUGAUUCUAUCUUACAGAGGUUUAGCUUGAGGUUUCUGGGCCCCAAUGCAAACUCUGGCCUUCCACCUACCAUGUGACAUUCGCAACGGUAGGGACUUCUUAUGUGACUUUGGAUGUCUUCUACACCACCCAAAGCUUAGCCCUUGGUAUUUUUUUAUAUAUUUUUUUUAUAGCGUAAUAGCUGCAUUAUAGAAAACAGAUGGAUUUAGAUUUUGGUUAUUUGAUAGAGCAACUAUUCAGAAUAUGUUGAUAGACACUUCCCCAGCAGCCUGGCUGGGCUCCUAUAUAGCCUCUCUACUAUAGUACAUUUUGGGAGAGUAAAGUCGACCGUACAUAUUAAGUAUUAAGUUGAUUGCUGCAUAACUGUUGCACAAAUGACCGAGUGAACUAUCUCUUUGGUCUAUUCAGACUAUCCAUAAAUGUUCAGUUACACCGGGUGAUAGAUAAAAAACCUCCUGGGAUUGUUCUGGGAAGUUCUUUUCUUUUUCCAUUCUAUGACUGGUCGGCUAAUAUGAUAAUUUUCUGUUUAAUUUUACCUUACAAAUGGUCAUUUUUGUUGGAAUCAUUUGUUUUGAUCAACUUUAGACUAAUGUAUGGGCGUCUUUAGCUUUUCCUGCAUCAACUAACUGCACCGUGUCUGCCAAAAAGUCAACACUUUUCUAUGAGAAUAGUCUACUGUACAUUCUAUAUUAUUAGUACAACAGAAGCAAAACUUUCUAUGUAGAUUAUACAUAAUGUGUAAAAUGCUCUGGAAAUGUGAAUUGACAGCAACUUAAAAGACUGCAAUAUAUUAGUACAAGGGUGAAAAUGUGACUAAAUGAAUGAUCAGUAGAAACAUGCUACAAAUUUUGUUUUUGUUUCCAUUGCUCCUAAAAAUGUAUCUAAUCUAGAUGCUUGCAUAAAAAAAAAACAAGCUUUGGUGAGAAAUGUCUUAAAAUGCGAAUUAAUGAAAUUUUUGCUACAAUGACAGAAAUACGUUGACAGCCAUAGACUAAAAGUAAAAAAAUUCAAAUAAAAGCAAGCAAACUACCUUAAAUGCACUGUCAUUGGCAAUAAUGAUAAAUAUUUGUUUCAAAGUUGCAAUGUCAUUAUCUGAAAAGCUAAAUAUAAACUCUGUAAAACAAUUUUACUUGUCAGCCAUGACAUUUUAAUUGUCCAUUUUAGGAAAUUAAAGGACUUUAAAAAUGAUGAGGGAAUUUAUCAUUGUAGGUGUAUUUGAGGUUAGUUUUUAGACUGGAGUUGCAGUGCGCACAGUGAUCUACACAACCAACUUGGCCCAAAAUGGCCAAAAGUCGUAAAGUUUCAGACAACUGCAAAUGUGCGCCAACAGAUGCAACAAUUGUACACGUACACCAAGAGACUGGCAUAACACAUGUCCACCUAUAAUUGUUAAGAUACAGUAUCCUCAAUGGUAUUUUCAAUCAAUGGUAUUUUCACCUGAAAAAAAUAUAAUAAUAAUAUUACAACUACUACAAUAAAAUUAUUCAGGACUACCACAUUUGGUAAGAUACCUCCCCAACACUAAAAGCUGGCGAGAUACCUACUACCUCAAUCUCCCUAUGCGAUGCAAAAUGUUUUUGAUAAUAGAUGGAAGGAUCUUGUUCAGCGUACAAAGACUUUCUAACACCUUUCCAACAAUGGACACCAGUUGGAAUUGAGUCAUACAUGGAAGUUGCAACUGAUUGGAAAUGAACUCUGACAUGAGUUUGACAUACCAUGGAGAGGACAGAACAAACCAAACUAUUGGGUCUUACUGACCUUCAGUAACCUUCAGUAACUAUGCUAUAAUGUCCAACCAUUGUCUAUGUCUUUUUGAAUUUCUAGGUUUAGGACCUGUGCAAGUCCUCCACUGGUCCUUUCUUACCAAUGUUUCAACGUUUUCUUCCAUUCGCUUUUCGCCACUCAGCCAAUUCUUCCCUUUUCACUAUAGACCAUUGGGCUGCUCCCGAUUUAUAUGGCGUUUGCAUUCGGAAGCAUAUGCCGAAAACUAGUAAAACGUGAAUGUCAAGAAUGUUAUUAUAUAUAAAAAAAAUACUAAAAUAUUCAAUGACAGUUAAGAUUGAUUGAAGAUUGAGUUAAGUUGAUGUUUUUGUACUAUAUAUGUAGAUAUGUUACAAGGGCAAUAAUUCUGACAAGCACAAAGUCAUAAAAAUACAAAGGAUUCUAUAGUCUCUCUCCGCAGCAGGAUUGCGUGACAGCAUGCUAUGUUUUUGUUGUUUUUUUAUAAUUGAGUAAUUUUAUAGAAAUUGGUUGAAUAAUAUAUUGGUGUACAUAUUGACACAACAUGAAGCAUCCAAUGCUUAACUCUUCCCGAGCCUCUGAUGCCUGUCUGCCUUUGCACAAUGAUGUUGUGCCAUCUCCUUAACUAUUACAAAUGUUCAUUCAAGCUUCCAUGUGCCAAUCAGAUUGUGCCAACUAUCAAGAAAAUUAUUUGGGAAAGAACCAUGUGUCCCUUGCAUUAUGUACCAUAACCUUUAAUAAAAAAAAAAGAUUGUACAUUCA
Messenger RNA from Bufo gargarizans (Asiatic toad), 9502 nucleotides. It is a transcript of the gene TNC, whose product is annotated as tenascin C. Bases 341 to 5755 code for a protein of 1804 amino acids. The transcript has 24 exons. Lineage: Eukaryota; Metazoa; Chordata; Amphibia; Anura; Bufonidae. Gene Ontology annotation, molecular function: protein binding. The record is from RefSeq and is a predicted model, not a curated record.